Kuraishia capsulata CBS 1993 is the source of this 1323-nucleotide messenger RNA. RefSeq lists its product as uncharacterized. Lineage: Eukaryota; Fungi; Ascomycota; Pichiomycetes; Pichiales; Pichiaceae. The coding region runs from base 1 to 1323 and encodes 440 amino acids. The transcript has a single exon. The record is from RefSeq and is a predicted model, not a curated record.
AUGGCAGACCCAAAAAGCACCAAAUUGACUCAGAUAGCUGAUCUUGGUGAUCCUGCGAAGUUCAGGAAACCCUGGAAGGUCACUCUGCCGUUUAUGCUGGUUGCUAUUAAGCCCAUGGACGGCAGACAUGUCGCAAAACAGAGACGUCGAUUACAGCUAAUAGUCACCGACUUUUCGUCACAUCCGCGGAGCUUCCGCAGGAUGAAUACGACUUGGCCUUUGCCAUUUGAUUUUGUGGAGAACGAAGUGUUUUGUAUAACGCUGUUUGAGGACACUGCAGAAAAGGUGCUUCCUAAAGAGCUCGCUAAGAGGGGCCUGUCUCCCGAAAUAGCCAUGGGUCAGCGGCAUUUAGAUCCUGAGGAACUUGUUUUUGUGAAUAUUCUCUUCACUGUAAAGGCUUUUCGGACGAUGUCGGGCUCGUAUUGGGAAGGCAGAGCAUAUGAGGGGAUAAAGUGUUAUGCGGAGUCGGAGCUACGCGACGCGAAAAACACCGAGGGUUUACUUUAUUCAACUGGAAUACUUGAAAGAGCGAAGAUGCGGUUACCCUGGUUGACUAGGAAGAAGCUGGAUGGGUUGGUUGCGUAUCCGGAACCACCCAGACCUGAACCCGAACCCAAGAGACAGAAAAUUAUACAUGUUUCGUCUUCGCAGAUACCGUCGCAGAAGCCUGUGUCACGAAACAACGAAGAACUAGAUUUUUUGGACGAGGCCAUAGACUCAUUCAGCGAAGAAGAACCGGGGUUUGAUAUCCCCGACUUCAUGGAUGCCUGUGGUCUGUUUGCUUCCACAGCGCCGCUCCCAGGAAGUGAAGCAGUUUUAAGUUUUCAUGACACCGAGGAGGACACUCAUGAAGACACUCAGGACGAUAUCUCAAAUGACAAAGGUAAAGAGGACGAUAGCUUCGAGGUGUUCGUGGUGAACAAGAAAGUGCCGGCGGUUGAGUUUUCCUCUCUCAAAGCCACCUCCAUUGCAAACAAACAUACUCAGGAGGAAAAACUCCAGAAUCGGAAGCGCCAUUUGGAGCUUGAAACUCAGACCGAGCAAGAGCAGAGAGUGGCUAAUGUGACAGCUGUGACAGUCACAGAAGUUCAGGAUCAAGCUCUAAACGACGAACAUGAGGCUUCUAAGCAACAGGCCCAAUCCCAUGCUGAAAAAGGUUCCAUCAAAGACACUCCUAUUUUGGUCCAGACCCCGGAUUCUCAAACCGUCAUACAUGACUCCGGCUCUCAAAGCUCUGAAUCAUGGAAGCUUUCGCGCAUUAUCACUUCCAGAGCCCGGCUUGUGUACAGGAAGUUCAAGACCCUGGCAUCUUCCGGGAACUAG